CUACCGUCUUCUUAAAUCUUCAGACCAGAGGAUUUAACCUAGAAAUUUCUCUCAGAGACCUUCAAUAGCUCAACAAUGUCAGGGAAAGAAGUUCGGGAAUACACCAAUCUUUCAGACCCUAAAGACAAGAAAUGGGGGAAAAACAAGGACAAAGUAGAUGACGAGGAUAUUACUUUCCAGCGCAUGGUUUCCAAGUGCUUGGAAAGAUUGUUCAGUCAAGGCAUGGUCCAACCAUCUAACUG
Molecule: messenger RNA, 242 nt
Organism: Cuscuta campestris
Lineage: Eukaryota; Viridiplantae; Streptophyta; Magnoliopsida; Solanales; Convolvulaceae
Source: the annotation of a GenBank genome assembly